Molecule: messenger RNA, 1228 nt
Organism: Cottoperca gobio
Lineage: Eukaryota; Metazoa; Chordata; Actinopteri; Perciformes; Bovichtidae
Gene: exosc3
Product: exosome component 3
Exons: 4
Coding region: 19-810 (263 amino acids)
Biological process (GO): exonucleolytic trimming to generate mature 3'-end of 5.8S rRNA from tricistronic rRNA transcript (SSU-rRNA, 5.8S rRNA, LSU-rRNA); nuclear-transcribed mRNA catabolic process, deadenylation-dependent decay; U4 snRNA 3'-end processing
Cellular component (GO): cytoplasmic exosome (RNase complex); nuclear exosome (RNase complex)
Molecular function (GO): RNA binding
Source: RefSeq, a predicted model, not a curated record
CCUGUGUGUCACAUUUAUAUGGGUCCGUCGAACAGCAACAACAACACAUGUGAGCGGAGCUGCUGCAGAGUCGCGAUGUUUUCCGGUUUAAAAGAGAAAGUCGGGGAGGUUUUGUUACCGGGAGAUGAAUUCUCCUUAGAGACCGACGACACCAUCUCUCUAACGGAGCACGUGAAGCCGGAGAAGGUGGUGUGUGGUCCGGGUCUGAGGCGGAGCGGAGACCGGCUGCUGGUGUGUAAAAGCGGCGUGCUGCGACACAAACAGCCCAACAUGUUCUGGAUGGAUUCACAGCAGAGGAGGUAUGUCCCGGCUAAAGGAGAGACCGUCAUCGGCAUUGUGACGGUCAAAUCAGGAGACGUCUUCAAGGUGGACUUUGGAGGAAGUGAGCAGGCGUCUCUGUCCUACCUGGCGUUUGAGGGAGCGACCAAGAGGAACCGCCCCAACGUCCAGGUGGGGGACCUGGUGUUCUCUCAGUUCAUCAUAGCCAAUAAGGACAUGGAGCCGGAGCUGGUGUGUAUGGACAGUUCAGGACGAGCCAAUGGGAUGGGAGUAUUUGGAGGAGGCGGGCUGCUCUUCAGCGUCUCUCUGGGACUCGUCAGAAGACUGCUGUCCCCCCACAGUGGCGUCCUGUCCGACCUGCAGCAGCUGUUUCCCUGCGAGCUGGUGGUCGGGAUGAACGGCCGUCUGUGGGUGAAGUCCUCCAGCGUUCAGCAGACGCUCGUCAUCUCCAACCUGCUGCAGAGCUGCGACACCAUGACGGCCCAGCAGAGACAGCAGCUGUUCAGGAGGGUGGCACAGGGGGCGCUGUAGAGCCACCAAACUGCUGAUGCACCAGGUGUGUGUGGAGCACCUCUCGGGUCACAUGGAAGAAAGAAGCGUGUAAAUCUGUGAACUGCAGUUGGGCGGUCGUACAAAUAAAGAAAACAGUUCUUAGUUAUUGUGAAUUCUACAGCGAGGUGUCACAUUUGACUCAUGACGUUGUUUUGAUGUGAUGAUCCAAGAUGGCGGCGCGCACAGACGACGUUGAGUUACUCUUUUGUUCUGGAAGCGUCCUUCGUGUAGCAGACGUUAUAUUCUCUUCAUCACGUCGUGUUGGUAAUGAUGCUAGUUGGAUUUAACGCCGUCACCACAGGAUGCUGAUGAUUCUUGUUUGCCAGAAUGUGUCGUGAUGCUAAAUGUCGAUUUGCCUAAAAUCUAAUAAAUGUAAUAAAAUACUUUCAUACAUCUA